Vicia villosa (hairy vetch) is the source of this 1092-nucleotide messenger RNA. RefSeq lists its product as uncharacterized. Lineage: Eukaryota; Viridiplantae; Streptophyta; Magnoliopsida; Fabales; Fabaceae. The transcript has a single exon. The coding region runs from base 1 to 1092 and encodes 363 amino acids. The record is from RefSeq and is a predicted model, not a curated record.
AUGCCUGCACGACCGAACGUGGAUAAAUUGAAAUUCUGCCAAUUCCACAAAGGCCACGGGCACAACACCGAGGAUUGCAUCCACCUAAAAGAUGCCAUAGAGAUAUUAAUCAGGGAGGGACAUUGGAUGCAAUAUGCGAAGAAGCAGGAGGCCGCCAGAGAAGCUAAACCAGUCACCGAGGAAAAGACGGCGGAAGAUACGCCCGCCAUGCAAGUAGCCGUGAGCAUCACCAGGUCGGAAGACUUUUACCUCCCUGGCUGGGCCAAAUCGGCGACCACCACCUCCCCUCACAGUGCAUGGGAGAUGUUCCCCUCCGCCACGGUCAUAUCGGGUGGAGGAUUCAGCAAGCUCACUGUGGGAUCCGUAAAACGCAAAUUUGACGAACUGAUCUCAGCCAGCGCAAGCAAGGCCACCACGCUCGACCAUGCCAAAGGCAGCCCAUCCUCCAUCUCCUUUUACAAAGAGGAAUUGCUUGAUGGGGCACCCAAUGCCACCAUUCCCCUUCUCAUCCGGGCGCGCAUGGCCAAUUUUGACGUUCGACGACUAUUGGUCGAUCAGGGAAGUUUAGUUGACAUCAUGUACUCCCAACUUUUCAGAAUGCUGCAACUGAACGACAGUCACCUCACCCCUUACGUAGGAUCAGACCUACAAGGUUUCAACGGCACGGUGACAAAGCCAUGGGGAUUCGUCGAGCUCAUUGUUACGAUCGGAUUGGCGGAAACCGCGAGGGCCGUCAAAGUCCAUUUCCUGGUCAUCGACUGCCCCUCGAUAUACCAGUGCAUCCUCGGAUGCCCAACACUAGCCGAGUUAAUCGCAGUUCCCUCGACCGUGCAUAUCAAGCUUAAAUACUAUACGACCAAAGGACAAGUAGCAACACUCAAUGGGGACAUCGAAGCAGCCAGGAGGUGCUUUGAAGCUUUCGCCAAGGGCUUGAGCACGAUAAAGACAUCGGCCCAAGAUAAAACAGCAACCAGCGCAGUCUCAGAGACCAACAAAUCUACGCCCCGCAUCGACACUGUCGACCUCGACAGUCCUUUUCUGGGAGAACCCGAGCAUAUCAUCAACUCAGGCACAUCAGAAGGGAUCCCCUGA